UCAAAUACACAAUCAUCAUGCGCCUUCACAAAGUCUAUCCCCGCCUCUCUCUCGUCUCCCUCUCCCUCUCUCUCCCUUUGCUCCCUCACCUUCCUCCCCCCUUCCUCUCUCUAAAACCCUCUCCUCCCCCGCCACUCUCUGCUUCCAUUUUCAAAUCCACCAAGUCUGUCAUGUCCUUCUCCAGAUUUCGCUAUCUCGUCCCCAUCAACGCUGAGUCCGCCGAGGACGGCGGUGGCUCCAACGGCUCUGUUUCUUCUUCCGCUGCUCCUGCUUCUGCUGCCAAUGACGCUGAUUCAGUGUUGGGUGGUGGAUAUCGUCUCCCUCCACCAGAGAUUAGAGACAUUGUUGAUGCUCCGCCCCUUCCAGCAUUGUCAUUCUCACCGCAGAGGGACAAAAUACUAUUUCUUAAAAGGAGAUCUUUACCUCCACUAUCAGAAUUGGCAAGACCAGAAGAAAAGCUUGCUGGUAUUCGAAUUGAUGGAAAAUGUAACUCCCGAAGUCGCAUGUCAUUCUAUACUGGCAUUGGGAUUCACCAAUUAAUGUCUGAUGGUACACUUGGCCCAGAGAAAGAGGUCCAUGGUCUUCCUGAUGGUGCUAAACUCAAUUUUGUUACAUGGUCAACCGAUGGGCACCAUUUAUCCUUUAGUGUCCGAGUUGAUGAGGAGGACAACAGUAGCAGUAAGCUUAGAGUUUGGGUUGCUGAUGUAGAGACAGGAAAAGCUAGACCUUUGUUUCAGUCACCAGAUAUCUAUCUAAAUGCCGUUUUUGACAAUUUUGUUUGGGUGAAUAACUCAAGUCUAAUGGUUUGCACCAUCCCCUUAUCUCGUGGAGACCCACCUAAGAAACCUUUGGUUCCUUCUGGUCCUAAGGUUCAAUCUAAUGAGCACAAAAAUGUUGUUCAAGUCAGAACCUUCCAAGAUCUCCUCAAGGAUGAGUAUGAUGAGGAUAUGUUCGAGUACUAUGCCACUACCCAACUUGUUUUGGCAUCCUUAGAUGGGACAGUGAAGCCUGUUGGCCCACCAGCCAUAUAUACAUCAGUGGACCCUUCCCCAGAUGAAAAGUACCUUUUAAUUACUUCAAUUCACCGUCCAUAUUCUUUUAUUGUACCAUGUGGUAGAUUUCCAAAGAAAGUUGAUGUGUGGACAACAGAGGGGAAAUUUGUUAGAGAACUUUGCAAUUUGCCCCUUGCUGAGGAUAUUCCAAUUGCCUUCAAUAGUGUAAGAAAGGGGAUGCGCUCAAUCAACUGGAGGGCAGACAAGCCUUCAAUGCUGUACUGGGUGGAGACACAAGAUGGUGGUGAUGCAAAAGCAGAUGUUUCUCCACGUGACAUAAUCUAUACACAAUCAACUGAGCCACUUGAAGGUGAACAACCAAGAAUCUUACACAAGCUUGAUCUUCGCUAUGGUGGCAUUUCUUGGUGUGAUGAUUCACUGGCUCUAGUCUAUGAAUCUUGGUACAAGACACGGAAGAUAAGAACCUGGGUAAUCUCUCCUGGAUCUGAAGACGUGAAUCCGCGCAUAUUAUUUGAUAGGUCAUCUGAAGAUGUGUACUCUGAUCCUGGCUCUCCUAUGUUGCGGAGAACGCCUGCUGGGACUUAUGUGAUUGCAAAGGUAAAGAAAGGAAAUCAAGAAGGAAUUUAUGUUUUACUCAACGGAAGUGGUGCUACACCUAAUGGGAAUAUCCCCUUCCUGGAUUUGUUUGACAUAAAUACAGGCAAUAAAGAACGGAUAUGGGAGAGUGACAAGGAAGAGUACUAUGAGACUGUUGUUGCUUUAAUGUCUGAUGAUAAUGAAGGGGAAUUAGACAUCAAUCAGUUAAAAAUACUGACUUCAAAGGAAUCUAAAACUGAAAACACCCAAUAUUACAUACAGAGCUGGCCAGAUAAAAAAACAUGUAAAAUCACAAAUUUUCCUCAUCCAUAUCCUCAGCUUGCUUCACUAAAGAAAGAGAUGAUUAGGUAUGAGAGGAAAGAUGGAGUUCAGCUUACUGCUACACUGUACCUUCCACCAGGAUAUGACCCCGUGACAGAUGAUCCUCUUCCUUGUCUUGUUUGGUCAUAUCCUGGAGAAUUUAAAAGCAAAGAUGCUGCUGGACAAGUUCGAGGUUCUCCUAAUGAGUUUCCAGGCAUUGGUCCAACGUCAGCACUGCUUUGGUUGGCACGGAGGUUUGCUAUUUUACUUGGACCAACAGUUCCUAUCAUUGGGGAAGGUGAUGAAGAAGCAAAUGACAGAUACGUGGAGCAAUUGGUUGCAAGUGCUGAAGCUGCAGUUGCAGAAGUUGUCCGACGUGGAGUGGCUCACCCUGAUAAGAUUGCUGUUGGUGGUCAUUCCUAUGGGGCAUUCAUGACUGCAAACCUCCUGGCACAUGCCCCUCAUCUUUUUUGUUGUGGAAUUGCUCGCUCCGGUGCUUACAACAGGACACUAACUCCUUUUGGGUUUCAGAAUGAGGACAGAACAUUAUGGGAGGCAACAACUACUUAUGUGGAGAUGAGCCCUUUCAUGUCAGCUAACAAAAUAAAAAGGCCCAUCUUGCUUAUCCAUGGAGAAGAAGACAAUAAUCCUGGAACAUUAACUAUGCAGUCAGAUCGUUUCUUUAAUGCCCUUAAAGGUCAUGGUUCACCUUGUCGCCUAGUGAUUCUUCCCUUUGAGAGCCAUGGUUAUGCCGCACGAGAAAGCAUAAUGCAUGUCCUUUGGGAGACUGACAGGUGGCUGCAGAAAUAUUGUGUCCCCAACAUCUCUGAAGCAAAUGCAGAUCUUGAUACAUGCAAAGACAGCAUAACUAAAGCUGCUACAGAUUCAGAGAGCAAAGUAAUUGGUGCCACUGGAGGAGGAGUCUCAGAGCUGGAAGUUCUUGAGUGUGAAAUCUUUCGCUCUCUGAAAAAGUCGUCAUUAUGAUUGAUCGUUAUUGCUGAGCUGCCUGGAUUUUGCGGUUGGAGUUUCAGAGUGGAAUACCAACAGGGUACGCUUGCUCUAGGAGAUGUGAUGUGGCCGUGUGUAAAGUCUGCUUUGGGCUUCCGGGGUUUCAUGUGUGGCAUACGGGAAACAUUUGCAGUCUCUAGGAGAAUGUUUCCAGAGAAAUCAGUAAAGAGAGUACAAGUGUUGGAAUAAUAGAAACAUUUAUUCUUGAAUAUUGAGAAUUGGGGGAGAAGAAGAAGAAAGUGUAAUCUGCAAAAUAAUGUUUACAGAAUGUGUCAUAAUCGACUAAUGUUGUAUAUGAAUUCUGCUAGCGUCCAGCACGUGAGAACUAUUGUUGUCAAAAAGCUCUUAUUGGGAAGGUCUAAGUGCUCUUUUACUA
Diospyros lotus (date-plum) is the source of this 3294-nucleotide messenger RNA. Its product is annotated as probable glutamyl endopeptidase, chloroplastic. Gene Ontology annotation, biological process: proteolysis. The coding region runs from base 18 to 2894 and encodes 958 amino acids. The transcript has 16 exons. Gene Ontology annotation, molecular function: serine-type endopeptidase activity. Lineage: Eukaryota; Viridiplantae; Streptophyta; Magnoliopsida; Ericales; Ebenaceae. The record is from RefSeq and is a predicted model, not a curated record.